This is a messenger RNA of Aphanomyces invadans, 1413 nucleotides long. RefSeq lists its product as hypothetical. The record is from RefSeq and is a predicted model, not a curated record. The transcript has 2 exons. Bases 349 to 813 code for a protein of 154 amino acids. NCBI's taxonomy places the organism in Eukaryota, Oomycota, Saprolegniomycetes, Saprolegniales, Verrucalvaceae.
CAUGAUUCCCUGUCCAAAACCUUGCAUCGUGGUCGUGCUUGGUCCCGAGGUUCGAGCCCCGGCAGCAACAGCGCUGCCGAGGAGGCACUAUCGCAAGCGCGGGCAAGACAAAGUGCAUGCCAAAUCCCGGCACGAAACAGAACGCGUGAGUCUUUAACGUCAGAUUGCCAACUUGCACGCGCUGCUGGUCGAUGCGCGCAAGCACCACACGGGGCCAUUGUCAUGGCAGGAUGUGCGUAUCGCGCUGCGGGACGGAUUAAUUGAAGCGCCGUUGACUCAUGCAGCGUUGGGUCGUCGUGUGGCCAAGCAAAAAGCGUUGAUCGAUGCGAUGCAUCGUUGGGUGAUGGCAUGCAUGGCAUCUGUCCACCAAACCCGUUACAGGGCCGACAGAAUCGUGGCACAACGUCACGUUUUUUGCCGACUCGAGUCGCACUCUUGGCAUGCAAUGGAUCCUGCAUCAGCUGCUGGCGCGAGCCGACCGUGUUUUUCAAGACUCGUCGUGCCAUUGGGACAACGGCAUGGAUGUCGAAGCGACUGUGGCGAUGUCCGACGGCCCCGAUGCCGCAAACGAAAACGUCGUCAUUCAAGUGCGAGGCCACGUCAUCCUGGCAUGCUCGCUGGCGCGCGCCACGGAGAUGGCCUAGUUUGACGAUCCAUCCAUCAAUACGCAUUGCAAGCUCCUCCACGGCAGUGACAACAUCCUGUACAUGUUCGAAGACGGCAGCCACCCCCUCAUGCACCUCGUCGGGUAUGUUUUGUACGGACGGCUCGUGCCGCCGACCCGUGCGGUGCACGUCAGCCGAAGCAUUUUGAGCGACUCGAUGUAUCCUCUUACGGAAGAUCAGUGGACCGCGUCGACCUUUGGUUGACUGGUACGGCCGUUUAAAUGGACGGACAGGACGCAUUCAAGCGUCAUUGACCGUUGGUUGGUAGGGUGCUCUUGGAGCCCGUGGACAACGGCCACACUCGAAUGCGAUACGUCAUGCGAGCCGACUCGCCCAUGCACCCUACCAAGGGCACGGGGCCAUGUAGCCACUUUGGCCUGGACCCGACCAACCCAACGCCCAAAUGGAGCAUGCAGUGCAUGAUGGAACGCCUCCAUCGGACGAUUCAAAGGCAGGGUUACGCCAAUCUCACCCGGGAGACGUGCCCCACGUCAGUGUAGUUGUAAGCGAAACAUGCGCGUAUUUGACGCGCGAACGAGGGCCGCCAGGUGCAAUCCAACACCCAAACGAGCGCCGCGCGCAGACGGUCAGGAAAUUCGCCGCGUCGACAUAACUUGCCGGUAAUUUCGAUUGCUUCGCGGCCUUGCACCAACGAAAAAGAGGUUACGUCAAGCGCUGCAAGUCGUGGAAUUACGGCCUGACUGAUAAGCAUGAUAAGAAUCACGAGGACUGACGGGGGUGACCAUGA